This is a messenger RNA of Medicago truncatula (barrel medic), 1711 nucleotides long. RefSeq names its product protein DETOXIFICATION 40. Gene Ontology annotation, biological process: xenobiotic detoxification by transmembrane export across the plasma membrane. Bases 150 to 1637 code for a protein of 495 amino acids. Gene Ontology annotation, cellular component: membrane. The transcript is spliced from 7 exons. The record is from RefSeq and is a predicted model, not a curated record. Gene Ontology annotation, molecular function: antiporter activity; xenobiotic transmembrane transporter activity. NCBI's taxonomy places the organism in Eukaryota, Viridiplantae, Streptophyta, Magnoliopsida, Fabales, Fabaceae.
UAUUUAUUGCACUGCAACUAACAUGUCAUAUCUCUGUUCCAUCCCAUUCUCUAUAUACUAUGAGAUACUCAAUCAUUUACAUUAUUCAUUGUAUCACUCCCUCCAUCAACAUAUAGCAUCUAUUGGUUCCAUUUGGACCAUAAAAUAAUAUGGAAUCCAACUUUGAUGAACUUCAUCAACCAAUAUUAACUCAUGAUCAUCCACCACCACCUGAACUGAAUUCUAGUCUUGAAGAAAUGUUAUCAAACACUCAGUUACCUUUGUUAAAGAGACUUCUAUCUGCUACAUGGAUUGAACUCAACCUUCUUUUUCCUCUUGCCACGCCGGCUAUCCUCGUUUACUUAAUCAACAACUCCAUGUCUACCGUUACUCGCGCCUUUGCCGGUCAUCUUGGUAAUCUUCAGCUUGCUGCUGCUAAUCUUGGCAAUAGUGGAAUUCAGCUCUUUGCUUCUGGCUUAAUGUUGGGCAUGGGAAGUGCAGUGGAGACAUUAUGUGGACAAGCAUAUGGUGCAAACAAAUAUGAAAUGCUAGGAAUAUACAUGCAAAGAGCAACAAUAGUAUUGACCAUAACAGCAAUUCCCUUAACCAUAGUCUACAUUUUCUGCAAACCAAUCUUACUCUUAAUAGGUGAAUCAGAGCCAUUGGCAUCUUCUGCAGCCACAUACGUGUACGGUUUGAUCCCACAGAUCUUCGCUUACGCGGUGAACUUCCCCAUACAAAAAUUUCUCCAAGCGCAAAGCAUAGUUCGGCCUAGCACUUACAUCUCGGUAGCAACACUUGUGUUACAUGUGUUGCUUAGUUGGGUUGCGGUUUUCAAGUUGGGCUUGGGCCUAAUUGGGUCAUCAUUGGUUUUGAGUUUUUGUUGGUGGGUUAUUGUGGUGGCCCAGUUUGUGUACAUAGUUAAAUCAAGAAAGUGUGAACGUACUUGGAAUGGGUUUAGUGUUGAGGCUUUUUACAAACUUUGGGAUUUUGUGAAAUUAUCAAGUGCUUCUGCGGUUAUGCUUUGCUUGGAGAUUUGGUACUUUCAGGUGCUUGUGCUUAUUACUGGUUUGCUUGAUAAUCCUGAGCUUGCUCUUGAUUCUGUCGCUGUUUGCAUGACAAUAGCGGGGCUGCUGUUGCAAAUUGGAGUAGGAUUUAAUGCAGCUGCAAGUGUGAGAGUGAGCAACGAAUUGGGAUCUGGGAAUCCAAAAGCAGCAGCAUUUUCAGUGGUUAUUGUGAAUAUGGUUUCAUUCAUUAUUGCGGUGAUAGAAGCAAUUGUGGUCCUUGCACUUCGUCAUGUUAUAAGUUACGUAUUCACCGAAGGUGAAACUGUUGCAAAUGCAGUAUCAGAUUUGUGUCCAUACUUGGCUGUCACUCUAAUUCUUAAUGGGAUCCAACCAGUGCUUUCAGGAGUGGCAGUUGGGUGCGGAUGGCAAGCCAUUGUGGCUUAUAUAAACGUAGGAUGUUAUUAUGGGGUUGGAGUCCCAGUGGGUUGUGUUUUAGGCUUCAAAUUCAACCUUGGUGUUAAGGGAAUAUGGUCCGGCAUGAUUGGAGGAACAGUGUUGCAGACCCUCAUUUUAUUAUGGAUCACAUUUCGCACUGAUUGGAUUAAAGAGGUAAAUACAGCCAAGAAACGAUUGGACAAGUGGGAAAACUAGAAGAAAAUUCAGGUCCUGGUGCCAGGGACGAGGUGUGGGGGCAAGUGACCCACUUUUUUUUUUUCUAAAGGAUU